Messenger RNA from Raphanus sativus (radish), 1633 nucleotides. Its product is annotated as berberine bridge enzyme-like 7. NCBI's taxonomy places the organism in Eukaryota, Viridiplantae, Streptophyta, Magnoliopsida, Brassicales, Brassicaceae. The transcript has a single exon. Gene Ontology annotation, molecular function: oxidoreductase activity; FAD binding. The record is from RefSeq and is a predicted model, not a curated record. The coding region runs from base 15 to 1598 and encodes 527 amino acids.
GAGAGAGAGAAAAAAUGAAAGACGCAUUCUCUGUUUUGUGUCUUGUUCUUUUGGUUUCAGUUUUAGAAGUAGCAGUAGCGGAACCAAACUCUGCAAGCUUCAUCGAAUGCCUACACUAUCGAACUAGUCCGAAUAAUACAAUAACCGAUGCCAUCUUCACGCCCGAUAACACCACCACCUUCUUGCCUUCUUACGUGUCCUACACGAAAAACAAGAGGUACUAUAACCCUAACCAAAACCUACUAGCCAUCGUGGUGGCGGAACAUGUAUCUCAUGUUCAAGCCACAGUGGUCUGCGCAAAGACCAACGAUAUACAACUCCGUACACGAAGUGGCGGUCAUGACCUCGAAGGCCUUUCUUACAUAUCCUCUGUUCCAUUUGUCAUUCUUGAUAUGCACAAUCUUAGGUCAAUUACCGUUGACGUGUCAAGCAAGAAAGCUUGGGUUCAGUCUGGUGCGACCUUGGGAGAGCUCUACGUAAAGAUCAAAGACGCAAGCAAAAGGCUAGCGUUCCCAGCUGGCGUGUGUCCUACGGUAGGAGUAGGAGGACAUAUAAGCGGUGGAGGGUACGGUAAUCUCAUAAGAAAAUAUGGAAUCACGGUGGACCAUGUCGUUGAUGCUCUAUUAGUCGAUGUCAACGGCAAGCUAUUGAACCGAGCUACAAUGGGAGAAGAUCUCUUUUGGGCCAUUCGCGGUGGUGGUGGUGCGAGCUUCGGGGUUAUCCUCUCUUGGAAAAUCAACCUCGUUGAGGUUCCAAAGAUCAUGACCGUGUUUAGGGUUAACAAAACAUUGGAACAGGGAGGCACUGAUGUUCUCUACAAGUGGCAGCUUGUCUCUACCAAGUUCCCUGAAGAUCUUUUCAUGAGAGCAUGGCCUCAGGUCGUAAAUGGAACAAGAAUUGGCGAUAGAACCAUCGCGGUUGUGUUCUAUGCUCAGUUCUUUGGUCGAGCCGACAAGCUAAUGGCGUUACUAAACAAGAGGUUGCCUGAACUAGGGCUAAAACGUGAAGAUUGUCAUGAAAUGAGCUGGUUUGAAACGACGUUGUUUUGGGCUGAUUACCCUGAAGGUACACCACCAAGUGUUCUUCUAGAAAGACCUACGAAUCCAGGAUUCUUCAAAAGCAAAUCAGAUUACGUCAAGAAACCUAUACCUAAAGAAGGGUUCGAGAAGCUUUGGAAGAAUUUUUUUCAAUUCAAACACACCGUGUGGAUGCAAAUGAACGCUUACGGUGGAGUGAUGGACAGGAUUCCGUCCAACGCCACGGCGUAUCCUCAUCGGAAAGGAAACAUGUUCAAGGUUCAAUACUCUACGACGUGGUUGGACGCAAGUGAAACAGAGACUAGCCUGAGUUUGAUGAAGGAGCUAUAUGAGGUUGCGGAACCGUACGUCUCAAGUAACCCGAGAGAGGCGUUUUUUAAUUACAGAGACAUCGAUAUCGGAAGUAAUCCUAGUGGUGAGACAAGCGUGGAUGAAGCUAAGAUCUAUGGUACCAAAUAUUUCUUGGGGAAUUUGAAGAGGCUGAUGGAAGUUAAAGCUAAGUAUGAUCCUGAGAAUUUUUUUAAGAACGAGCAGAGUAUUCCUCCUGUUCGGUUCAUGUAGUAUAAAGUAAUUUUAAGCAUAUUGUUACUUUUCGA